Molecule: messenger RNA, 530 nt
Organism: Selaginella moellendorffii
Lineage: Eukaryota; Viridiplantae; Streptophyta; Lycopodiopsida; Selaginellales; Selaginellaceae
Product: photosystem I reaction center subunit psaK, chloroplastic
Exons: 3
Coding region: 51-467 (138 amino acids)
Biological process (GO): photosynthesis
Cellular component (GO): membrane; photosystem I
Source: RefSeq, a predicted model, not a curated record
UAUUGUUCCCAAUCCACCUUUUAUCCUCUCUAGAGUCUCUGGGUAUUGAGAUGGCAGCCAUGGCGACACAAGCAGCAUUGCCUGGCACCAUUGUUGGUCGUGAGUUCCAGGGCCUCAAAGCCAGCACCAGCUUCAGCCGUGCUCAGACCACCACCCUCGCCCUGCCGUCGCUGAGAUGCAGAGGCAAAGGAGCUCUCGGAGCACGAUGCGGCUUCAUUGGAUCACCCACGAAUCUGAUAAUGGUUGCUUGCACGACGUUGUCUCUCAUCGCCGGGCGAUUUGGAUUGGCACCGUCAGCUAACCGGCAGGCGCUGGCUGGGUUGAAGCUGGUGGACAGAGACUCGGGUCUCCAAACCGGUGAUCCCGCGGGAUUCACAGGAAGCGACACGGUCGCCUUCGGUGUGGUUGGCCACAUUGCGGGUGUUGGCAUUGUUCUUGGCCUCAAAGCCCUUGGAAGCAUUCCAUAGAGUGCCUGGGCACUUGUGUAUAUUCGUUGACAAGAAGGAACACGAAGAAAACAUUGGAUGAAA